AUUACCCAGAAAAAAAAUGUCAAAUUCUGAGCCAAUUUCCGCAUUUAAAAUCAUACAAUGGUCUAAUGGUGCAGCAGGCGUUCGACAGGUUGAUGAAUGCUCCAGAUUCGGAGGCAAGCCUUAAGCGAGUGUUAGCUCAAUCAUUGUUACUUCGCCGUGGAGCUUUUCCGAACAUAGCUGACGUGUACAUUCGAGGAACUCUAAUCUUGAUGAAAGAAAUGGCCGUACGAGGAGUAAAAAGACCACACACACCAGGAAACUUAACACCAGAUGAGUUGUUUGCUGCGCCGCUAAUAAGAUGGAUAAAUCCUGCAGAUGCCAUAGACCAUUUUAGCUCUGACCACAACAUUCAUCUAGUGUGCAUCGGAACACCUGCACAAAAUGGCAAUUAUUUUGUCGUGUUAGGUGGAGAUGCUCAAAUCUCAAUCGGCUCGAGUGCGCUCCAGGCUCUUGAUGUCCUGUUUAAAUGUUUCGUAGUGUUCAACUUACGCAUCCCACCGCUAUUAGGACCAAUAUCUGAUUUGUUUCGCAUGAAAGUACAGAAAGUUCUAUUAUGUAGCUCGCGCAGGUCGGUAAACGAUCUGGUAACAGCACUUGAUAACACAGAUGCAGCUGAGAUGAACGGUUAACAUCAUGCUGGGCUUCCAAUUUUACUACCCCGUAUCAAAAGUGCCUGUUCCUUUGCAUUUACGGUCGAUAGACCAUUGCUCUUAUUUCUCUUUUUGUAGUAAAACUCUUGAUUCCCUGAAAACAUCCACACAAAGGCUGUAUUUAUGAAUUCAUAAACAAAAUUAUCGCAGUCAGUAAAUUAAGGUAAACGGCCUUGAAAAAAGCUGUUAUAAUAAAUAAAA
Molecule: messenger RNA, 851 nt
Organism: Topomyia yanbarensis
Lineage: Eukaryota; Metazoa; Arthropoda; Insecta; Diptera; Culicidae
Exons: 4
Coding region: 66-629 (187 amino acids)
Source: RefSeq, a predicted model, not a curated record